UCGGAAAGCACGGCGGCCCAAAAGAAUGCCUAUGGGUUCGGGUUCCAACUGGCGUUUGGCUCGACCGCGUACAGUUGCAGCUAUGCCAAAUGUGGCGGCCGAAUGCUUUUCCGGGGAAUUCUGAUUCUGAUCAGAGCAUUUCUGAUGAGGAUGACUUAAAUGGCGAUUUGGGAAACAAUUGCAUUUCUUUGAAUACAAAUAUAGAGAAAGAGCAAGGAUUGCUACUUCAAUCACGACUGGAAAUACUUAGAGGUAAAGGUGAUGUAAGGUUUGGAAGGGAAUUAGACAUUUUAACAAAUGAAAACCAAACAACUUGCUUUGACCAAGAUGAGGUUGAAAUUCCUGAUUCUCCAAAUGAGGAUGACUAUGCACUUGCAAAGUCUUCCAAUACAUCUAGUGCUAGGAAGCUCCAUAAAGAUAACAAUCUUGAUAGUUCUAGGAGUGAAAAACGAGAUGGGGCAUGCACAUCAUCGACAGUGAGUAAAGAAGCUGAGGUGCUUACUGAUUUGUAUGGGAAAUCUCUGGCUUCCUGUUCUGCCUUCUCCAAUUCAAGAAAAUCAUGUAAAGGUGUUAGAGGCAAAGUCAAGCCAAAGUUUUCUCUUUGUUUAAAAUUGCACAAAGAUGAACUCUCUGAAAAUUGUAUUCCUAAGAACAAACAUGUUAUGCCAUCCAAGGCGAGAGCUGUGCUUGAACAAUUGGAAUCAGCUGGGGACGGGGCUGUAGGAAAUUCAAAUCUUAAUUUUCCAGAAGAGUUUCACAGAGAAACUGAAAAUCAGUUAAAAAAUUUCCCUUAUGAAAUAGAAGCUCAUGCGAAUGAGCUUAUUGAGCCUUCAAUGGCCGAGCGUUUGGAUGGCCUUCAGGACAGGAAUGUUCCACCAAGAGGAAGUUCUGAAAUGUCUAGAAGAAUGAGAGGAAAAAGCACACAGUAUUUUUUGAAGAAAAGUAUAUCGUCAGUGGGAGACAGAAUCAUUGAUAAUCAAGAACAGCCUGAGGGGGUAAUUACUGAAUCAUCAAGUGAUGAUGAGGUCAACUAUCAAAAUCUAAAUCUAGCAAACCAAGAGAUGAAAGGGCAGACUAUGGCAGAUAGAUUUCAGGAGGCUUUAGCUGCUACAUCUUUCAGCAAUGAAGGGGCCCUUUUCAUGGCUGUUAAACUGUCAGGUAUUGGGUUGUUUGGGAAGUUGCAGAAAGUCAUGCAGAAUGAAAAGGAAAGAGAUGCUGAUUUUCUUAAAAAGCUACAGAUGGGAGAUGUCCCUAAUGAUGAAUCACAAUCUAUUGUCGUAAAGAUCCUUUCAAGAUACCUGGAAGCAAAGUUGAUUGUGUGUCACUGUUCUUUUCACAAGAAUUUAGAGGACUCCCAGUUGCCAGAGGGAGCUCUAACUGUUUUAGAUAGAGGAAGGAAAGGAACAGUUAUAUUUAGUCCAAGAGUUUGCAGUGAUGUUGAACUUGAAAUUGGGAACUUGAUUCGUAUUCAUCCUCCAUGGAAGGAGGUUCAAGUGAUGGGCAAUAAUGAGGGGAUUAUCUUAUCUACAUAUUUCUCCCAUAUUUUCAUGUGAUCAUUUCAGAUUUCACACACUGGCCAUCUUUAUUCUUGGCCCAAAUCUCUUUCAUUGAACAGAUGGUAAGAGACAUGACUAUACAGUUCCACAUUUUUCUUGCGUUCUGCAUCCAUAAUGUUCUGCUGAACUUGCCUCUUGAAGCUAGGAAGACUUCCAUGAUUGCAUGGAGCUGUCGAAACAUAUUUGCCAGAAGAGCCAAUAGAAUUUUUGAGUUCAUCUUUUUAUUAUCGUCUUCUAUGGUAUUAUGCAAUUGUAACUUGUGAGAAAGAUUAACAUGUGAACUGGCCAAAACAGAAAGUGGUGUAGUUUGUAUUCACCCAAGAAAAGUAAUUAAUAGUAUUUCUUCUUGGUAAAAAAAA
Jatropha curcas is the source of this 1915-nucleotide messenger RNA. The record is from RefSeq and is a predicted model, not a curated record. NCBI's taxonomy places the organism in Eukaryota, Viridiplantae, Streptophyta, Magnoliopsida, Malpighiales, Euphorbiaceae.